AUGGUCCAGGACGAGUCGCAGCCGAAUCAUGGCGUUGAGAUAGAGCCUGUGCACAGUCAUCCACCUGAAAUAGAUGAUUCUCAGGCAAAACAGGACAUCUCACACGUCGAGAGAGUCUUGUCACCAUCGGAAACCCUAGAGAAGGAUGACAUGGAUUUAAUGCGAGUGGACAAGGAAAUCCAGCAGUAUGCCGGUCGUGGGAUGAUCGAGGUCGACGAGGCAACAAACAAGCGACUGCGACGCAUGAUUGACAAACGCGUCUUGGUGGUGAUGAUAAUCACCUACUUCCUGCAAGCCCUGGAUAAAGGCACACUGUCAUUCUCGUCUAUCAUGGGAAUUGAACAAGAUGCGAACCUGCAAGGCCAAGAGUACUCCUGGCUGACCACGUGUAUCUAUCUUGCGGUGCUGGUGGUCGAGUACCCGACCAAUUGGAUCAUCCAGCGUGUGCCUGUCGCCAAGUACCUGGGUGUCAAUAUUUGUAUCUGGGGAGCAAUUCUGGCCCUGCACGCUGCUUGCCACAACUUUGCUGGACUGGUGACGGUGCGGACUUUGCUGGGGGUCUUUGAGGCUUGCUGCCAGCCUAUAUUUGUGCUGUUGUCGUCCAUAUGGUAUAAGCGAGAGGAGCAGGCGGCGACCGUUACCUAUUGGUAUAUGAUGAACGGCGGACAGCAGAUUGUGGGUGGGCUGUUAGCUUACUGCUUCACGUUAAUCGGGCACGACCGUGUUCUGUAUUCCUGGCAGGCGCUGUUCCUCGCCUACGGCUGUUUUUCCGUGCUCUGGGGCCUGUUCGUGAUGUGGUGGAUGCCCGACUCUCCCAUGCGUGCUAAAUGCUUCCGCGAAGAAGACAAGCAUCUAAUGGUUGAGCGCCUGCGCUCCAACCAGACUGGUCUCCAGAACAAGGAAUUCCGCUCAUACCAGAUGUGGGAGGCGUUCCGAGACCCCCAGACCUGGUGCUAUUGUGCGAUUCAAGUGUUCACCACUCUCCCGACGAGUGGUCUAGGGUCAUUCGCUGGUAUUAUCAUGACGGGCUUGAAGUUCACCACACUUCAAAGCCAGCUUCUGGCUAUGGUCCUGGGGGCCUACAUUAUUGUCAUUUUACUCUCGUCGGCCUGGCUGGUGAAUAAGUUUCAUCAGAACCUUCUAGUCAUGCUUGGGUUUCUCAUUCCAUCCUUCAUCGGAACUAUUGUUCUGAUGACUGUGAACAACACAAAUUUGGCUACGAAAGUCGGUCUCUUGAUCGGUUAUUAUAUCACACUCUCUUUCUGGUCGGCGCAGACACUUUGCCUUUCAAUGGUGUCUCGAAAUGUCGCUGGUCAGACUAAGAAGGCUACGGUGGUGGCAUCCACAUUUGUCUCAUGGGCUGUUGGAAAUGCGAUUGGUCCUCAGGUAUUCCUCAACAAGGAAAAGCCGCACUACUAUACUGCGUUUAGUGUGCACCUGGCCUGCUACUCCUGCAUGGCUGGCGCAAUCGUUUUCCUGCGUUUCUACCUUAUCCGGGAGAACAGAAAGAAAGAUGAGAUCGUGAACGCGGCCGGCCUAAAUGCUGCCGACCCAAACCUUGUUCACGCAUUUGACGACAAGACCGACAAUGAGAACAUGGGUUUUCGGUACAUCUACUAG
Molecule: messenger RNA, 1620 nt
Organism: Penicillium lagena
Lineage: Eukaryota; Fungi; Ascomycota; Eurotiomycetes; Eurotiales; Aspergillaceae
Exons: 5
Coding region: 1-1620 (539 amino acids)
Biological process (GO): transmembrane transport
Cellular component (GO): membrane
Molecular function (GO): transmembrane transporter activity
Source: RefSeq, a predicted model, not a curated record